Molecule: messenger RNA, 667 nt
Organism: Malurus melanocephalus (red-backed fairy wren)
Lineage: Eukaryota; Metazoa; Chordata; Aves; Passeriformes; Maluridae
Gene: NDUFA8
Product: NADH:ubiquinone oxidoreductase subunit A8
Exons: 4
Coding region: 62-580 (172 amino acids)
Biological process (GO): mitochondrial electron transport, NADH to ubiquinone
Source: RefSeq, a predicted model, not a curated record
CUCAGGCGGCGGCGCGCGCGCAGUGCGGGGCGGGCGCUGAGGGCGCUCAAGGAGAGCCGCCAUGCCCGGGGUGCUGGAGGUGCCCUCGCCUGAGGAGCUCGAGGUGCAGGAGGUGGCGGUGAGCUCGUCCGUGCUGAAGGCCGCGGCGCACCACUAUGGCUCGCAGUGCGACGGGCCCAACAAGGAGUUCAUGCUGUGCCGCUGGGAGGAGAAGGACCCGCGCAAGUGCCUGAAGGAGGGGCGACGGGUGAACCAGUGCGCCAUCGAGUUCUUCAGGAGGAUCCGGACGCACUGUGCCGAGCCCUUCACCGAGUACUGGACGUGCAUCGACUACACCAACCAGCAGGAGCUGCGCCGCUGCCGCAAGCAGCAGGCAGCCUUCGACUCCUGCGUGCUGGACAAACUGGGCUGGGUGAGACCCGACCUGGGAGACCUCUCCAAGGUUACGAAGGUGAAGACAGACCGUCCUCUGCCUGAGAAUGUGUAUCACUCUAGACCCAGACCAGARCCAAACCCACCCAUUGAAGGGGAGCUGAAGCCCUCUCCCUUUGGCAGCAGGCUCUUUUUCUGGUCCUGGUGAACUCAAGUGCAGAGAUCUAGCACUUGCACAUGUAAAUUGUGUGGUGUGUGUUGGGUAUUAACAAUUAAAGAGCCCCAAACCAUUACA